AUGUCGUCAAAUGCCGUCUUACAAUCUAUCUAUCUAUCUAUCUAUCUAUCUAUCUAUCUAUCUAUCUAUCUAUCACUUCCGUUACCCUUUGUUUUUUUGUUUCUAUCUAUCUAUCUAUCUAUCUAUCUAUCUAUCUAUCUAUCUAAUUCUGUUCAUGUAAAUUUAUUUAUCUGUUUCUGUUACGAUAAAUCUAACCACUGUUCACAUCUAUCUAUCUAUCUAUCUAUCUAUCUAUCUAUCUAUCUAUCUAUCUAUCUAUCUAUCAUAUUUCAUUCAUUUCUUAUCUAUCUAUCUAUCUAUCUAUCUGCUUUUUAUAUCUAUCUCGUUUUUCCUAUCUAUCUAUCUGUCUAUCUAUUUAUCUAUCUCGGUCGCAUAUGGCUUGAUCUGUAUAUCUCUUUUUAUCUAUCUAUCUAUCUAUCUAUCUAUCUAUCUAUCUAUCUAUCUAUCUAUCUGUUUUUAUACAUAUCUAGCCUGCUAUCAAUUAAAGAUACAGCUUUAUAUCUAUCUUAUAUCUAUAUACUCGACUCUCCCCGUCGACUUCUAUCUAUCUAUCUAUCUAUCUAUCUAUCUAUCUAUCUAUCUAUCUAUCUAUCUAUCUAUCUAUCUCAACGCAUAUGA
Molecule: messenger RNA, 618 nt
Organism: Acanthosepion pharaonis
Lineage: Eukaryota; Metazoa; Mollusca; Cephalopoda; Sepiida; Sepiidae
Source: the annotation of a GenBank genome assembly